Messenger RNA from Spinacia oleracea (spinach), 1826 nucleotides. Its product is annotated as protein POLLENLESS 3-LIKE 2. Bases 144 to 1616 code for a protein of 490 amino acids. The transcript is spliced from 4 exons. The record is from RefSeq and is a predicted model, not a curated record. NCBI's taxonomy places the organism in Eukaryota, Viridiplantae, Streptophyta, Magnoliopsida, Caryophyllales, Amaranthaceae. Gene Ontology annotation, molecular function: protein binding.
UCUUCAUCUCCGCUCCCUCCCUCCCUCCCUCUCCUCCUCCCCCUCCUCUCUCUUUCUGCUCUCUGCUUCAUUUCACUUGCAUCUCCACAUAUCUUCAUACCUGCAUUUAAAUUAUAAUCUAAUUUGAACUUCAAACAAGAAAAAUGCAAGAUAUGUGGAAUGCCCCUCCUGGAUUCAGGCCACCAAAGUCUUCUUCUGCACCUUGCUCACCAGCAAAGCCGCUUGGGAUUUCUCGAACCCGGUCCGAGUCGUUUCACAUCACUCAUAAAGUUCCUGUCGGUGAUUCUCCUUAUGUUAGAGCCAAGCAUGUUCAGUUGGUGGAUAAAGAUCCAGAGAAAGCAAUUCCAUUAUUUUGGGCUGCUAUUAAUGCUGGAGAUAGAGUUGAUAGUGCUCUAAAGGAUAUGGCUAUUGUGAUGAAGCAGCAAAAUCGUGCCGAUGAGGCGAUUGAGGCCAUUAAAUCGUUACGAAGCCGGUGUUCGGAGCAGGCUCAAGAGUCUCUUGACAACAUCCUUUUAGAUCUCUACAAGAGAUGUGGGAGAUUGGAUGAUCAAAUAGCCCUUUUGAAGCACAAAUUGUAUUUGAUUCAACAAGGGUUAGCAUUUAAUGGGAAGCGAACCAAAACAGCGCGAUCUCAAGGGAAGAAAUUUCAGGUCUCGGUGGAGCAAGAAGCUACUCGAUUGCUGGGAAAUUUAGGAUGGGCACUGAUGCAGCAAAACAACUAUAAAGAAGCAGAGGAUGCAUAUAGGAGAGCACUGUCAAUUGCACCUGAUAACAACAAGAUGUGCAAUUUGGGCAUCUGCCUAAUGAAACAGGGGAGAAUCAUCGAGGCGAAACAGACUCUCCGUCGAGUAAAGCCGGCAGUUUCAGACGGGCCAAGGGGGAUGGACUCUCACCUCAAGGCUUAUGAAAGGGCACAGCAAAUGCUGGCAGACUUGGAAUCAGAGCUUAUGCAAAAAGCAGGGGACUCUGUUUCAGAACAGAGCAGGCUUUUCAAUACUUUCUUAGGAUCCUCCUCUCUUUGGCAGCCUCAACCUUGUAGAGAAACUUAUUCCUACCAACCUAAUACCAAAAUCCCAGAUGAAUUUCCUGAUGAAAAUACCAAUUCCAACAUUUUGCACUCAAACAAUAAUCAGAAUUUUCCACCAAAACCUAAUAAUAAUCAUAAUAACAAUAAUGGGGUUUGCCCAAUGGGAAAUUCUUGGAACAUUGAUGCCCCACCAUUUUAUUCCUCCAAAUUGGUAAAGGAGCCAUCUGAGGGAAAUCAACUCCAUGAAACCCUCAAGAGAACACGGUCGGGGAAUGUUGCGAGUUUCGGAAAAGAAAUUUGCAGCACAAUCCUGACGAGUGCUAAAAAUGGUAGUAAUCAAGAAAGAGAAAACAAGAUGUUGAGGAGAUCAUUGGAGGAACCCUUGAAUAAACUAGCUGAGUUUUUGCCUGAUGAUAAGGACUUUGAAGAUGCAAUAAUAUCUGCAGUUCUGAAUACAAUUCAUGCAGAAAAUUCUGCUGCAGAAGUUAAGAAGAUCUCACAGAAGUUUGAAGUGAAGAAGGCUGUUGCAGUUGACAAAAGGUUGAAAGUUUUCCAGGAUAUAACAUUAUCUUUGAGUCCUAGGGCUUGAGUUCACUCCCAAACAAAAUUGAGUCUUUUUUUAAAUUAAUUUUUGCUAAUUUAAUUUAUUAAUUUAGUCUACUUAGGAGAUGCACUUGUUCUCCUUUUCUUAAUUAUCUGUUUUAGUCUCUUUCCUUACUCAUGGUAACACAGUAGUCUCAGUUGAACUAAGAAAUUAUUUAUAUCACAUUAUGAUAAUAAAGUUUAUAUUUGCCCUUUA